Zygotorulaspora mrakii is the source of this 1056-nucleotide messenger RNA. Its product is annotated as pyridoxine 4-dehydrogenase. Gene Ontology annotation, cellular component: cytoplasm. The transcript has a single exon. The coding region runs from base 1 to 1056 and encodes 351 amino acids. The record is from RefSeq and is a predicted model, not a curated record. Lineage: Eukaryota; Fungi; Ascomycota; Saccharomycetes; Saccharomycetales; Saccharomycetaceae.
AUGAGUUCAAGUUCACCAGAAAUCAAGAUGCUGAGAAGCGAACUAUCGAAGAUUCCAAUAGGUUAUGGUUUGAUGUCUUUCACGUGGAGAGCUGAGCCCAUUCCACAAGAGCAAGCAUUCCCAGCUUUGAAAAGAGGCGUGGAGAUGGCAGUUAAGAACGGGCACAAAGCGUUUUUCAACGUUGGUGAGUUCUACGGUCCCGAUUGGUCGAAUUUAAAGCUGGUAAGAGCCUUUUUCGAGAAAUAUCCAGCUUUGAGAGAGAGCGUUAUCAUCAGCUGUAAAGGUGGAAUGAACAAUCAGACUCUGUCGCCAAAGGGUCGGUAUGACGAUGUUGUCAGCAGCGUGGAAAAAUGUGUAUCAGAGAUUGGUGGUCCAAUUGAUUUGUUUGAAGUGGCCAGAUUGGACAAAAGCAUCUGCACAGGUGGUGCGGUUUACCCAUACGAAUCGUUCAAAGCCCUGGCAGCAAUGGUGGAGAACGGUGCCAUUGGCGGUAUCUCUCUAAGUGAAGUGACAGCGGAGGAAAUUCGCGCCAUAGCCAAGGACUGGCACAAUUACUUGGUGGCCGUUGAGAUUGAAUUGUCGAUGUUUAGUCCUCAGGUUCUAACAAAUGGCGUUGCAAAGACUAAUAGCGAUUUUGGUUUGGUUACUGUUGCAUAUUCCCCAUUAGGGAGGGGAUUGCUGACUGGGCAGGUGAAGAGUACUAGCGAUAUACCCAAAGGUGAUUUUAGAUCUUUAUUGGUGAGAUUUUCUGACGACAGUCUUAAAAAAAACCUGGUUCUCGUCGAGUUCUUGAAGGAGGAAAUUGUUGCUAAGCGUCCGGCUGAUAAUCCAAUUACCUUGGUGGAAGUUUCUUUGGGCUGGGUUAGACAUUGGAAUUCACGGAGUGAGUAUGCCAAUACUCAUUUCCUGCCAAUUCCAAGCGGUUCAAGUGUUUCAAAAGUUGAGGAGAACAUGAAUGAAGUCAAAACCGUUAUCACAAAGGCAGAAUUUCAAAAGAUUACCGACUUCUUGAAAAAUUUUGAAACCACCGGUGAUCGCUAUGAAGUGGCGCAUUGA